UUUACAAAUGGAAACAUGGAAAAGACCCGGAAAUGGCGUUUCUCAAGGAAAGCGAAAAGAACAGCAGCCUCUCCGAUUCAGAAAAUGCGUUUGCAAAUAAUCAUAUUGCUUCUCUCGUGUAUCUUGGCAACUGGAAUCAAUUCGAUAUAUGAUGAGUUUAAGGUGGAUGGGGAAGUGUUGGAGUUGGACGAAUUCAACUUUGACUCCGCCGUUUCCUCUUUCGAUUACAUCCUCGUCGAUUUCUACGCCCCUUGGUGCGGCCACUGCCAGCACCUUUCCCCACAGUUAGAUGAAGCUGCUCCUGUUCUUGCAGGAUUGAAAGAUCCGAUAGUGAUUGCCAAAGUUAAUGCUGACAAAUUUACCCGUCUUGCUAGUAAACAUGAUGUUGAUGCAUACCCUACCCUCAAGCUCUUUAUACAUGGGGUUUCUAUGGAUUAUUAUGGACCAAGGCAAUCAGACGGUCUUGUUCAGUUUCUGAAGAAAUUUGUUUCUCCCGAUGUGUCUAUUCUUACUUCAGACUCUGCCAUUAGUGGUUUUAUUGAAGAAGCUGGGACUUUCUUUCCUAUAUUCAUAGGUUUUGGCUUGAAUGAGACGGCUCUAUCUAAUUUAGCUGUCAAGUACAAGAAAAGGGGAUGGUUUUCUGUGGCAAAGAACUUCUCUGAUGAUGCCAUGGUGUUGUAUGACUUUGAAAAAGUACCUGCUUUGGCAGCUAUUCAUCCUAACUAUAAGCAACAAAGCAUUUUCUAUGGCCCUUUUGAAGAUAAACUUUUGGAGGAUUUUAUAAAACAGAAUUUUCUCCCUCCAGUGGUGCCCUUGAACCAUGAGACGUUGAAGCUAUUGAAAGAUGAAGAGAGAAAAAUUGUCCUGACAAUCACAGCGGAUGAGAAUGAAGACCAAUCACAGAACUUGAUCAAGUUAUUGAAGGAGGCUGCAUCUGCAAAUCGUGAUUUGGUAUUUGGUUAUUUUGGCCUUAAGCAAUGGGAAGACUUCGCUGAUAAAUUUGAUGCUAAGGAGAAGACAAAUUUACCGAAAAUGAUUGUCUGGAAUGGAGAUGAAGACUACUUUUCUGUUAUUGGUAUUGAAAGUCUUGAUGAUGAGGAUCAGGGGUCUCAAAUCUCACAAUUCCUUGAAGGAUAUAGACAAGGAAGAACAGAAAAGAAAACGGUGAAAGUACCAUUGUUUAUGGGACUUCUCAACUCAGUAGUUGGCAUUGGAGUGUUCUUCAUAAUUCUCUUUGUUGUCGCGAUGAUGAUCAUGAUGAUCGUCCUUAUGAUUAUUAUUCGUAAAGACGAUGAACCUCAAACAGUUGGCAGUCGUGACAAGGUUGAUCAUGCUGGGAACUCCGACCCCGGAAGCAGUCUGUAUGGAGUUGAGACGAAAGAAGAUUAGAUCAGGCAUAUUUGAACAUGAAAAUGU
This is a messenger RNA of Hibiscus syriacus, 1416 nucleotides long. Its product is annotated as protein disulfide isomerase-like 5-2. Gene Ontology annotation, molecular function: protein disulfide isomerase activity. The transcript is spliced from 5 exons. Gene Ontology annotation, cellular component: endoplasmic reticulum. The record is from RefSeq and is a predicted model, not a curated record. Gene Ontology annotation, biological process: protein folding; response to endoplasmic reticulum stress. Bases 16 to 1389 code for a protein of 457 amino acids. NCBI's taxonomy places the organism in Eukaryota, Viridiplantae, Streptophyta, Magnoliopsida, Malvales, Malvaceae.